AUGGGCCAUGUGGUUGGAUGUUCUCUUACCUGUGAGAACGGAGGGAGCUGUAAUACCGCAGGCGAUGCAUGUGAAUGUGUAGCGGGAUUUACUGGAGACUUGUGUACAGUUGGAUGUUCUCUUACCUGUGAGAACGGAGGGACCUGUAAUACCGCGGGCGAUGCAUGUGAAUGUGUAGCGGGAUUUACUGGAGACUUGUGUACAGUUGGAUGUUCUCUUACCUGUGAGAACGGAGGGAGCUGUAAUACCGCAGGCGAUGCAUGUGAAUGUGUAGCGGGAUUUACUGGAGACUUGUGUACAGUUGGAUGUUCUCUUACCUGUGAGAACGGAGGGACCUGUAAUACCGCAGGCGAUGCAUGUGAAUGUGUAGCGGGAUUUACUGGAGACUUGUGUACAGUUGGAUGUUCUCUUACCUGUGAGAACGGAGGGACCUGUAAUACCGCGGGCGAUGCAUGUGAAUGUGUAGCGGGAUUUACUGGAGACUUGUGUACAGUUGGAUGUUCUCUUACCUGUGAGAACGGAGGGAGCUGUAAUACCGCAGGCGAUGCAUGUGAAUGUGUAGCGGGAUUUACUGGAGACUUGUGUACAGUUGGAUGUUCUCUUACCUGUGAGAACGGAGGGAGCUGUAAUACCGCAGGCGAUGCCUGUGAAUGUGUAGCGGGAUUUACUGGAGACUUGUGUACAGUUGGAUGUUCUCUUACCUGUGAGAACGGAGGGAGCUGUAAUACUGCAGGCGAUGCAUGUGAAUGUGUAGCGGGAUUUACUGGAGACUUGUGUACAGUUGGAUGUUCUCUUACCUGUGAGAACGGAGGUAGCUGUAAUACCGCAGGCGAUGCCUGUGAAUGUGUAGCGGGAUUUACUGGAGACUUGUGUACAGUUGGAUGUUCUCUUACCUGUGAGAACGGAGGGAGCUGUAAUACCGCAGGCGAUGCAUGUGAAUGUGUAGCGGGAUUUACUGGAGACUUGUGUACAGUUGGAUGUUCUCUUACCUGUGAGAACGGAGGGAGCUGUAAUACCGCAGGCGAUGCCUGUGAAUGUGUAGCGGGAUUUACUGGAGACUUGUGUACAGUUGGAUGUUCUCUUACCUGUGAGAACGGAGGUAGCUGUAAUACCGCAGGCGAUGCCUGUGAAUGUGUAGCGGGAUUUACUGGAGACUUGUGUACAGUUGGAUGUUCUCUUACCUGUGAGAACGGAGGGAGCUGUAAUACCGCAGGCGAUGCCUGUGAAUGUGUAGCGGGAUUUACUGGAGACUUGUGUACAGUUGGAUGUUCUCUUACCUGUGAGAACGGAGGUAGCUGUAAUACCGCAGGCGAUGCCUGUGAAUGUGUAGCGGGAUUUACUGGAGACUUGUGUACAGUUGGAUGUUCUCUUACCUGUGAGAACGGAGGGAGCUGUAAUACCGCAGGCGAUGCAUGUGAAUGUGUAGCGGGAUUUACUGGAGACUUGUGUACAGUUGGAUGUUCUCUUACCUGUGAGAACGGAGGGAGCUGUAAUACCGCAGGCGAUGCCUGUGAAUGUGUAGCGGGAUUUACUGGAGACUUGUGUACAGUUGGAUGUUCUCUUACCUGUGAGAACGGAGGGAGCUGUAAUACCGCAGGCGAUGCCUGUGAAUGUGUAGCGGGAUUUACUGGAGACUUGUGUACAGUUGGAUGUUCUCUUACCUGUGAGAACGGAGGUAGCUGUAAUACCGCAGGCGAUGCCUGUGAAUGUGUAGCGGGAUUUACUGGAGACUUGUGUACAGUUGGAUGUUCUCUUACCUGUGAGAACGGAGGGAGCUGUAAUACCGCAGGCGAUGCAUGUGAAUGUGUAGCGGGAUUUACUGGAGACUUGUGUACAGUUGGAUGUUCUCUUACCUGUGAGAACGGAGGGAGCUGUAAUACCGCAGGCGAUGCAUGUGAAUGUGUAGCGGGAUUUACUGGAGACUUGUGUACAGUUGGAUGUUCUCUUACCUGUGAGAACGGAGGGAGCUGUAAUACCGCAGGCGAUGCAUGUGAAUGUGUAGCGGGAUUUACUGGAGACUUGUGUACAGUUGGAUGUUCUCUUACCUGUGAGAACGGAGGGACCUGUAAUACCGCGGGCGAUGCCUGUGAAUGUGUAGCGGGAUUUACUGGAGACUUGUGUACAGUUGGAUGUUCUCUUACCUGUGAGAACGGAGGGAGCUGUAAUACCGCAGGCGAUGCAUGUGAAUGUGUAGCGGGAUUUACUGGAGACUUGUGUACAGUUGGAUGUUCUCUUACCUGUGAGAACGGAGGGAGCUGUAAUACCGCAGGCGAUGCAUGUGAAUGUGUAGCGGGAUUUACUGGAGACUUGUGUACAGUUGGAUGUUCUCUUACCUGUGAGAACGGAGGGACCUGUAAUACCGCGGGCGAUGCCUGUGAAUGUGUAGCGGGAUUUACUGGAGACUUGUGUACAGUUGGAUGUUCUCUUACCUGUGAGAACGGAGGGACCUGUAAUACCGCGGGCGAUGCCUGUGAAUGUGUAGCGGGAUUUACUGGAGACUUGUGUACAGUUGGAUGUUCUCUUACCUGUGAGAACGGAGGGAGCUGUAAUACCGCAGGCGAUGCAUGUGAAUGUGUAGCGGGAUUUACUGGAGACUUGUGUACAGUUGGAUGUUCUCUUACCUGUGAGAACGGAGGGAGCUGUAAUACCGCAGGCGAUGCAUGUGAAUGUGUAGCGGGAUUUACUGGAGACUUGUGUACAGUUGGAUGUUCUCUUACCUGUGAGAACGGAGGGAGCUGUAAUACCGCAGGCGAUGCAUGUGAAUGUGUAGCGGGAUUUACUGGAGACUUGUGUACAGUUGGAUGUUCUCUUACCUGUGAGAACGGAGGGAGCUGUAAUACCGCAGGCGAUGCAUGUGAAUGUGUAGCGGGAUUUACUGGAGACUUGUGUACAGUUGGAUGUUCUCUUACCUGUGAGAACGGAGGGACCUGUAAUACCGCGGGCGAUGCCUGUGAAUGUGUAGCGGGAUUUACUGGAGACUUGUGUUCAGUUGGAUGUUCUCUUACCUGCGAGAACGGAGGGAGCUGUAAUACCGCAGGCGAUGCAUGUGAAUGUGUAGCGGGAUUUACUGGAGACUUGUGUACAGUUGGAUGUUCUCUUACCUGUGAGAACGGAGGGAGCUGUAAUACCGCAGGCGAUGCAUGUGAAUGUGUAGCGGGAUUUACUGGAGACUUGUGUACAGUUGGAUGUUCUCUUACCUGUGAGAACGGAGGGAGCUGUAAUACCGCAGGCGAUGCAUGUGAAUGUGUAGCGGGAUUUACUGGAGACUUGUGUACAGUUGGAUGUUCUCUUACCUGUGAGAACGGAGGGAGCUGUAAUACCGCAGGCGAUGCAUGUGAAUGUGUAGCGGGAUUUACUGGAGACUUGUGUACAGUUGGAUGUUCUCUUACCUGUGAGAACGGAGGGAGCUGUAAUACCGCAGGCGAUGCAUGUGAAUGUGUAGCGGGAUUUACUGGAGACUUGUGUACAGUUGGAUGUUCUCUUACCUGUGAGAACGGAGGGAGCUGUAAUACCGCAGGCGAUGCAUGUGAAUGUGUAGCGGGAUUUACUGGAGACUUGUGUACAGUUGGAUGUUCUCUUACCUGUGAGAACGGAGGGAGCUGUAAUACCGCAGGCGAUGCAUGUGAAUGUGUAGCGGGAUUUACUGGAGACUUGUGUACAGUUGGAUGUUCUCUUACCUGUGAGAACGGAGGGAGCUGUAAUACCGCAGGCGAUGCAUGUGAAUGUGUAGCGGGAUUUACUGGAGACUUGUGUACAGUUGGAUGUUCUCUUACCUGUGAGAACGGAGGGACCUGUAAUACCGCAGGCGAUGCCUGUGAAUGUGUAGCGGGAUUUACUGGAGACUUGUGUACAGUUGGAUGUUCUCUUACCUGUGAGAACGGAGGGACCUGUAAUACCGCGGGCGAUGCCUGUGAAUGUGUAGCGGGAUUUACUGGAGACUUGUGUACAGUUGGAUGUUCUCUUACCUGUGAGAACGGAGGGACCUGUAAUACCGCGGGCGAUGCAUGUGAAUGUGUAGCGGGAUUUACUGGAGACUUGUGUACAGUUGGAUGUUCUCUAACCUGUGAGAACGGAGGGACCUGUAAUACCGCGGGCGAUGCAUGUGAAUGUGUAGCGGGAUUUACUGGAGACUUGUGUACAGUUGGAUGUUCUCUUACCUGUGAGAACGGAGGGACCUAUAAUACCGCGGGCGAUGCAUGUGAAUGUGUAGCGGGAUUUACUGGAGACUUGUGUACAGUGGGACUCCGUGUGCAGGUAAGCUAUCAAGCCAAAGCAGAUUACAUACAAACACCUGCCAAUCAUACCAGCCUCACGCUACCACCUUGUGAGCUCGAAAGUGCCUAG
Strongylocentrotus purpuratus (purple sea urchin) is the source of this 4344-nucleotide messenger RNA. Its product is annotated as neurogenic locus notch homolog protein 1-like. The record is from RefSeq and is a predicted model, not a curated record. Gene Ontology annotation, molecular function: protein heterodimerization activity; cell adhesion molecule binding; protein homodimerization activity. The coding region runs from base 1 to 4344 and encodes 1447 amino acids. The transcript has 46 exons. Gene Ontology annotation, biological process: heterophilic cell-cell adhesion; neuron development. Gene Ontology annotation, cellular component: neuron projection. Lineage: Eukaryota; Metazoa; Echinodermata; Echinoidea; Camarodonta; Strongylocentrotidae.